Molecule: messenger RNA, 1021 nt
Organism: Neodiprion fabricii
Lineage: Eukaryota; Metazoa; Arthropoda; Insecta; Hymenoptera; Diprionidae
Product: outer dense fiber protein 3-like
Exons: 5
Coding region: 299-1021 (240 amino acids)
Source: RefSeq, a predicted model, not a curated record
UGGAUUCAGCCUGACAAAGAAGCCACGCUCAACUUCAUGAAGGGAGAAAUUCACUGGGUGUGAAACCAAAUAACCAUAUUUCUCGGUUCCAUUAUCCUAUCGGUGACCAAUUUGUGGUACACUUAAAGAAUGGAGCCAGAUGGCGAGCGCAAAAGUGUCGAUAUUGGAUUAGUUGGGAAUCUAUUGAUCCUCGGCUCGCCGAGGGUUCGGAGCGGUGGAUUAUAAAUGAUGGAACCAAAGCCAACGCGGUGAGCUCGCACGUCGAAGACAAAAGGAACGUUAAGUCGACCCAACAAGCAUGGACGUCAAGGAAAAACCGAAGUUCAGCUGCACGGGGAAGGCGGGUCCAGGCCCGGCUUAUCUGCUGCCCAGUCUUGUCGGCUACAACGGUCACGAUCCAUCGAGAUAUCGCAACCCUGCUUUCACGAUGAGGACUCGAGUCGAGACCAACAUUUCCGCUGUGGGACCGGGUCCCCGUUACAAAAUAGAGGGGCUGACUAACUACGGAGUGCAAAAGGCCCCCGCCUACUCCCUCGGCUUUCGCGAUGGCACCAAAAUGACGAGCUGUAGCGGCCCAGGACCCGGGGCCUACAGUCCGGAGAGAUGUCCGCCCAUGAAUCACAGUCUGAGACCAGCGGCCUUCACGAUAAAAAGUCGAUGCAGCGAUCACAUGUCCGGGGAUGGACCGGGCCCUAUUUACCUAAUUCCGUCCUGUCUCGGGCCCAAAGUCCCGGACAAAACCGCCUUGGGAGCUUUUUCAAUCGCGGGCCGGCAUGGAAAGGACUAUUGCGUUUCAAGUCCGGGUCCUGCGGCCUACGGAAAUCAGAAUUACGAUCUGGUUAAGCGCAGACUUCCGGCCUACACGCUGGCCUCGAGACACCAUCAAUUUGGGACAGCGUGUGGACCCGGACCUCGGUACUACCCGCAAUACUCUGGUGGGAAAAAUCCUCCAAAGUUUUCAUUCGGAGUGAAACACAGCGAGUGCGCACCACCGGCCAUCACCGAAUACGACGAGGAGUAA